Mangifera indica (mango) is the source of this 1064-nucleotide messenger RNA. RefSeq lists its product as uncharacterized. The transcript is spliced from 3 exons. Gene Ontology annotation, molecular function: N-acetyltransferase activity. The coding region runs from base 98 to 922 and encodes 274 amino acids. Gene Ontology annotation, cellular component: chloroplast. Lineage: Eukaryota; Viridiplantae; Streptophyta; Magnoliopsida; Sapindales; Anacardiaceae. Gene Ontology annotation, biological process: N-terminal protein amino acid acetylation. The record is from RefSeq and is a predicted model, not a curated record.
UUUGUUGUCAUUGCAAACUAGAACUCAAAAAGAAACUCCACUCCCCCCUCCGAUUGUCGUGCAGAGUUGAGAAAAAAUCAAAAACUCUCCCAUUAAUAUGCGAACCUUACCUUUGGGAGCCUCUUCUCUCCCCGUUAACAAUCUUAAUUUCAAGAAACAAUCGACACACUCUUACUUUUUUUCUUCAUCUUCCAGGAUUUCUCUUUCUCAUCAGACCUCUUCUUCUCCUUCCAAAUUCGGAGUAUGCAGAGCCAGUCAAGUGGUUGAACUAUUUCCGACUGUGUCUCCUGAGAUUGUUGUUAGGGAGGCAAGGUUGGAGGAUUGUUGGGAAGUGGCAGAGACUCACUGCAGCUGCUUCUUCCCGGAAUAUUCAUUUCCUUUAGAUUUGGUGUUGCGCGUCGACAGGUUGUUGGCUAUGCUAUCCGGAUUCACUGUGCAGCAUGGUAGUAGGAGAAUUUGUUUGGUAGCCGUUGACGGUAGCUCGGUUGAUCAAACCUUUUUUGGAAGUGAAGAUUUCAAAAUUGGUGGUCUUGAUAGAAUAUUCAGUCUGAAUAGAGGUUAUGUUACCGGGAUAUUGACAGUGGAUACAGUGGCCGAUUUUCUUCCAAGGAAAGGACCUCUUCGGCUGAGAAGGACUGGAAUUGCGUACAUAUCCAAUGUAGCAGUUCGGGAGAAAUUUCGGAGGAAGGGAAUAGCGAAAAGGCUGAUUGCAAAAGCUGAGGCAAUAGCCAGGACCUGGGGCUGCCGAGCAAUAGCACUGCACUGUGAUUUGAACAACCCUGGUGCGACAAAGCUAUACAAAGGCCAGGGUUUCAAAAGUAUUAAGGUUCCGGAAGGAGCGAACUGGCCUCUGCCAAGGACCUCUCCAGAUAUCAAGUUCAGCUUCAUGAUGAAGCUUCUAAACUCCCCUUCCCCUGCUUAGCUUUUUAGGAAACACCAAAGCCAUUAUUUAUGAGAGAAAAAUGAAGAAAAAGAAAUGGAAAUGUAGAAAUUUAAACUAGUUUCUUGUAUAUAUUUUUGUAAAUUUGAUGGUAUUAUGUCAGGAUUAUAAUUCUUGUCUUCAA